This is a messenger RNA of Cyphomyrmex costatus, 707 nucleotides long. RefSeq names its product nucleolar protein 16. Bases 114 to 674 code for a protein of 186 amino acids. The record is from RefSeq and is a predicted model, not a curated record. Gene Ontology annotation, biological process: ribosomal large subunit biogenesis. The transcript is spliced from 3 exons. NCBI's taxonomy places the organism in Eukaryota, Metazoa, Arthropoda, Insecta, Hymenoptera, Formicidae. Gene Ontology annotation, cellular component: nucleolus.
UCUCCAUCUCAAUGUAGCACAUACUUUAGGAACGUGUGUUAAAUAAAUUCAAUAGUGUAAAUAGUUAGUGAAAUACGCGCGCACGUGCAUUGAGAAAACAUCUCGAAUAAAAAAUGAAAAUUAAAAGAAUCAAAAAACUAAAACGCAAGAAGAAGUAUAAUCAGAACGUGAAUCGAAAGAGGCUGCGAAAUAAAUUACAGAAACUGCCGGUCAUUCCAUGCGACCAAAUAAAGGAGGAAUGGAAGAAUACACAUUCUACUCGUGUCAAUUUAAAAGAAAUGGGUUUAGCAUAUGAUGCAAACAAAGCAGUGCAAAUUCCUAAUGUAAAACGUCAGAUGUUGAAGGAUGCCAAGAGAAUAGUUACAGGAAACGAAGAUUUAUCAGAUCACGAAAAUGAAGAAGUGACUGCACGAAAAAGUUAUGUAAUGGAGAAGUUAGAAGUUGAGGCAAAAGCUCCUAGAGAACGACUUUUUAAAUUACCAAAUGGACAAGCACAAUUUCUUACUUACUUAAUAAAGAAAUAUGGUGAAGAUUACGAGGCGAUGUCGAGAGACAAGAAGAAUCAUUAUCAAUUAACUUGGAAGCAAAUACGGGCUAAGAUAAAAAUGUUUAAGGGAAUUCCAGAACAAUAUAACACAUUUGUUCAAAGUAGUAGUACGCAAUUAGAAGCCUGACGUUAUAAAUGUACAUUAGGAUUUUAUUUACAU